Molecule: messenger RNA, 6795 nt
Organism: Pseudo-nitzschia multistriata
Lineage: Eukaryota; Bacillariophyta; Bacillariophyceae; Bacillariales; Bacillariaceae
Source: the annotation of a GenBank genome assembly
GUUUUACAUGAUACAUCUAUUGGCUGACAGAGUGCCAUAGGUGAUAAGAUUCCUCUUUAAGAAGCGUGUGGCGCAUUUGCCCGACUUGAUAUGCGUUGCCGAUGCUUUGCUUCGCGUUGUCAUCAAGCUUUAUUUGGUCUUUUAUGCCAGGGUGGUCCGAAGCAAGCAGUCGGAGAGCCUUGCACGCUAGGUACCCGUUUGCGAGCUUUGAUUCUGCGUGACCGACACACACCAAUAGCGUGUGAUAAAGAUCCUUGCCACCAACGUCUUGUGAGGUAACUGUUAAGAGCUGUGUAGCCAUAUUGCUCCCAGUGCUUGAAAAUGAUUCCGGAAAACAGGCCGCCACUUCUAAUGACUGGACGAGGAUUCGAAGAGCCAAAUUAAAGAGUUCGUUCAUGAAUUCGCUGUAAUAUUGGGGAAGGUCAACGGCGGCUGCGGUUACAUCUUCAUCGACUUCGGGAAAGUAAGGGCGCAUUUCUAGGUCCAUGUCGUCGCUAGUGCUGCUAAUGUUUUUCUUGUCAACUCGUGCAGCUUCAGCCAACAUGGCACGAUCACCUGGGAGUUCUCUCGUGAGUAACACGUUCAGUAGAAUCGAUUGAAUCGUCCGUGCCUGAGAAUUCAUUUCAAAAGAUGAAGACGGAAGUUUCCCUUGUAAAACAAUCAGGGAAGUGGCAAUGGCCGUGGUUCUCAAAGUUCGCUUCAAGUCUGUCAUAGCUAGAAGGUGCUCUAGAGCUAGUCGACGUAAGUCUAGGCGGCGGGGCUGCGAUAAGCAUGCGUGUACGUCCCGAACAGCACUUUCUGUCAUUUGUUCAGCUGUUUGAGACAAGAAAGGAUGCUGGUGAUGCUUCUCGGGAGAUAAAUCUUGGUUGUUAAUGCUAGCGACAGCUCUUUCAGCGGCACAUCGCUCGAUCAAACGCUCUAGCGCCAACACGUCACUUGCAGUGACGGGUUUUGUGCCAGCGCUAUCAUUUCCUGAUAGUACGCCCUUCGCUGCAUCUACCAAGUGGCGAAUCCAUCGAUUGGCGACCAUAUGAUCUCCCUUGUGCCGUUGAAGACUCAUGAAAACUGUGUCGUUUCGAUCUGUGAAAAAAACAAGAUAUAUUUCUGCGUUUUCUUGACAGGUCUGCAGUUUUGCUGACAACGGUUCGUGAAUCAGUGAGGCUUGGAUGCUCGACUCACGUAACUCCUUGGUGAUACGUUCUAAGACCACGGGAAGAUCUCGGGUGGGAAAUUCCCAUUGGAUCAUGUCUCGCGGAAAGUACAUGGGAAACUUCUGAACUUGGAUUUGGGACAUGUUCCAUCCGUAAUAUGUUUGCGACUCUGUAUCCAAGACGAAUUGUUGUUUCUGUUUUUGCUGCUGAUUUAGUUCAGAAGGCUGUUUUUUUCUUUCUUGCUUUUGUUCCGGCAACCUCGGCAUGAUUUCGUCGCUAAAAUUUUGGGGAGUGGCGACGUAUUUGGCAGUUGCGAUUUCUGUUGGCAUCAUCAGCUGAGGCCCUCGAUUCGGCAUCGCCAUGGCACUACGGUAUUAUUAACGUUUUCAUACAGGAAAUCAUUUUUAUGAAUAAACCAGUCAAACCGAUUCCAGUGCGGUGUUGGAAACAUUGAAACAAAUGAGUAUCCAUUAUACGAAACAAAAGAUUUACUCGAAAGUCAUGAAACGAAAUACUAAUUCACUCAAUUUCUCUGAGUCAAAAAUUUGGCGUACCGAAAUAGUGGGGUCGACGCAGUUACGGACGGCUCUACGUUGUCGGGUUCGGGCAUUAUGUUGCGGCUCCUUUUCGGAUCGCGCCGAAUGCGGCCUCUCUUCAGUAAAUUAUCAUCUUGAUUAGGCUCUGGAUCAUUGUUCGGGUUCAUAAUAGAGACAGAGGAGAAAGGAGGAAGUACGAUUCCAUAAGGUUGAAAAUGGAAGUAAGAGUGUAUGAUAGGAAUACAGCUAGCUCGUUUUUUAUGCGGUUCUUCAUCGUCCUCCACCAUACCGGUACUCGUACAUUCGGUACGGCAAGGCAACAUGUAGCACGGCUGUCAACGCGUACUUUCCGCACGCAAACAUGUGCAACGCCUCCUUUUCUCUUGGUACGAACGCGCGGGAGAACAUGUUUCCAAACCCGUCCGAAAUAUUCAGUUGCCGAAUUUCUCGCCCGGCCCGAAUCGUUAAGUAGACACACCGGCAGUUGAUUGACGUGAAAGGGUAUUCAAAAUGAUAUUCCUGGGACAGCGUUGAAAAACUGUCGGGCAAUAUGUCAUUGCGGGUUUGACAAUGUCUCGUUCUGUUUUUUGGGACUUCCCGAGCAGCCUCGAACCUACAUUCGGUACGCUUGAGGUUGGCUCCAGUAAAUUUCUAUCAAUGUUUUCUUCACGUCACGUGUUGCUACAAAGGUACAGUACACACCGUACUAGUCCAAAACAGUACGAGUAAUCGUACGGACAUUACCUACUGUGCCAUUGCUUCCGACUACAAGAACGAAUCGUACCGUUUCAAUAAAUGUAGAGAAGCAGUUUAGUUGUCGUAGAAAACCAGACCUGCACAGCAUCUUAAGUUACGUAAUUCUACAUAGGAUGUUCUGUUCCUCGUAGUGAUAGUAAAUAAAUAUCGAGCCUUACAAAUUAGAAAUACUUGUCCUUGUUGCCGUUCGUUAAGUAUCGUAGAUCAUACAGUACUCGUAACUCGUAGAGUAAGUGAUCCGCCGUACGUACAGUACGUAUUCGUACGCACUUGUGCUUGUACCUGGCACUCUGGACUCAGGCACUCCCGAUAUCGAUAGUUUCACAAGGAAGGGACAGCAUACCUUACGAUACGAGUACUCGUAUGUACGCGAUACCAGGGGUCUAAAAUUAUGAUCCCUGCGCGAUACACGAUACAGUACGGUACGGUACAGUAAAAUGUAAAAUCGCUAUCGACAACGUUCUACCGUACUACAGUACCUGCUAGUAGUACCAUGCAAGUACGUACCGAUACGAGUAGUAAUGAUCUACAGAACGUACGUACUGUAUUGUAUUGUUGAGUCAUCUCAGUACACUACUUACAGUAAGUACUCAUACGAAUUACCGUACUAAGCACGGGUCAUAACCCCUAGUACAACGACCGCCGAGCAACCCAGCCCAGCCCAACCACAACCGGGCAACGAACGAUACAAGGCUCAAUCACAAUUAUACCAACCGGACAGUAUCGUAGGUACGUACGACCAUGCGUACGGGACUGUACCGUAAUGUUCAACUAGAGCGAAGCGAUUUUAAACAGAAAAAAUUUGGACUCGGCGAUGGAUUUUUCGCUUUCUCGUAAUUUUUAGUGCCAUCAUCCCGACUCGGGCCAUGGAACUCCAGCGCUUAGGAAAUUACUUCUAAUGAGAAACAAAGGAAAAGUAUCAUAUGAUGGGAGUUAAUAUGGGAAGAUACUCCAAUGAAACAGUAACGUCGCCCGACGCAAUAUUAUGUUAUCGCCACAACGACGGCGAUCCGUUCGAGUUGCGAAAGGAAACCGGAGAGGCGGACUCCGGAAUUUCGACAAUUGAAGCCGAUGUUCUAGAUCGGAUCAUAAAGGGAAAAGCGGCGCGAACUCCGGUACGAGGACAGGAGAACAAAACCAAAGAGCAGGUCUUCCUGUAUCCACGGAAUGAUAGUGCACUUCUGAAGUGUUUGGACGAUGCACCAGUUGAGAAUGUUAAAACGGUAAUGGGCAUAACGGAAGACAACCAAGGUACCUGCGCCGAGAUUGUUUGCUACAGAGCCGAACAAAAUAGCAAAAGGCAGGAGCGCAUGCAUCUUUGUGGUCCUCAUUCGGAAUGGAGUCGCGGUUUGCUCAGUACUGUCGGUGAUAAUGAUGACGGCGAUGGCCCCUCUGAGGUCUCGAACACGAAAAGUAAGAGCACGAAGAUUCGAUGGAUAGAUCUACGCCACUUCCAAGAAAAACACAACACACGCACCGAUGAGCCAUUUUUAUCGACGGAGGCGGGGAUAGUCCAAUUUUUCCGUUCGAUUUUAACAUCAUCUCACGAGGCUUCGCCCUGGGCUCCUGCUGCAGAACCGAUACCAACAAGCGAUGCGAAACUCGAUUCACCCGAUAUCGUUGUUUUGGUGCUAAAUCAUGACUCAAAUAGCGCCAAUGAUAUCACAACCUUGAACCUGUUGAAAGACUUCAGGGUGAGCGACGUCGCUCCCUCGUGGUUCUUUCAGAGUUUGACUGUUAUGGAGAAUUUGGAGCGAAAUGUGAUUGACUUCAUUCGUCAAAAGGAGAGCCAAGGAGAUUUUAUGAAUUGUUCUCAGUCUACGUUGCUGGUGUAUAAAAAGCUACGCCCUCGCUCGCGCCUUAGCGCUACAAAGCCGGUAGCAUCGAGCCUAGACUUGUGUGCUGAGGAAACAUUGGGAAUAGUUGGAAAGGGAUGCCUCUGGGAAGAGUUGCAAGAGGAAGAUGAAAAUGGCAAUGGUGACAGCCAUUGUGACGAAGAAGACGACAAUAGUGCAGUCAGAUCUGCCAUGCAGGCAGGUGAUGAGAAGUGUCGGUAUCGAUUAGUAUCUCCGCCCUAUCUCAAUUUAGACGAAGAAUAUCCCGGGGAAAAUCUUGUAGCAAAACUUUUUUCAAAAGAAGCAAUGCGAAUUUUUACAGAAGACGCUCUCUCGGUACCCCAAUGGACUCCCUGGCCCGAGACAACUCACUAUCGAGCUUCUUCUUUUGGAAAUGAGAAGCCAUGGACAGUAUUUCCUCUCUGCCAUUGUUUUCCUGCAAAUAAGCCUGAGAACUUUACGUGGGUACCCGCUACGAAAGCCUUCGUCCCACGAACUUGCCAGCUGUUGGAGGAAGUCCUCAGCUGCGGCAAUGGGAAAUCUUAUCUCCGAACCGCUCUAUUUUCCCAGUUGGCGCCUUGCUCGGUGCUACAUGAGCACACAGGAUGGGCCGAUCUUGCAAAUCAUGUCCUACGACUACACAUACCAUUAGUUGUACCCAAAGAUAUCGAUGCCAAUGGCGGAAACGACGACUUGUGUGGGACGUGGGUCGAUGGAUGUGUCGAAACACAUGCUGUUGGACGACCGCUCCUCUUUGACGACUCGAAGGUUCAUCGAGCUUUCAAUUACUCCGACGAGGUGCGGACUGUACUCAUCGUUGAUUUGGCUCGACCAGAUAGGCUACCACUGGGAACCGCCGUAUCCGGACACACCGAAGAACUGGAUGCAUUUAUCGAACAAAUGAGCACGCCGAAAUGACAAAUAUUACGCAAAUUAUUGACGAUUGAAUCUAAAAUUCUAAAUUUUCAGUAUCUCUGACUUUUGUUUUGGGUGGCGAUUACCAACGAUUUGGCCUCUUCGACUCGACAGAACUGGAGUGCAAAUUGUUGCCUUGCAGCUCUAUCUACUUACGUACUGCGUUUGAAAAAAAAAAUGGCUUCUGUUUUUGCCCAUCGUAAACCGACCGUGGCAACCAUACCUUGACACCUUUUCAAGUCUAUCUUCGGUCGUUCGGAGAUGAAUGCCACUCAGGUAAUAUCAAAGAUGUCAGCGCUACUUAACAAGUGAGGGCAACCUCAGUAGUGAUAUGAUCAAAUAUACGUCAUAAUCCUGACGGUUACAAACACGAGUAACUUGUACAAAGCUAGACAAAGUGACACAACAAUGAUCGUACGAAGGACAGCAAACGGAGAUCAUGAGUGAGCUGUUGCCUCUACUUCACAUCAAGAAAGUGAAAUUUUAACCGGGAGAGUAAAGUAGAUUUUCGAUAUUAGAUGAAUGAUUUCUUAGUCAAACUUCGAAAACAGCGGGCUCUUUUAAUCGUGCAAAGAAAUUACAGAGGUAACCAAGAGAUCAAAUGGUCAACUUGUUUCUUCGGUUCAAAUUAUACUUCCCACGGUCUGUAAUCACGAAGCUCAAAAUUGAUGGCACUUCAUUCCUCUCUGUUUCUUGACUACGUCAUUUUGUACCUGUGAGCAUUUCUUCCAAUCUGCUGGAGGAAACUCUCAGAUACUGCAACCGCAUAACCAAUCAAACACUCCCCUUGCAGAAGAUAGCGAUGCAUUCAAUUUUUUUUUAUCGCUCCCAGAACUUGAAACCAAAGUAGUAGAAUGUGGCCAAAAAGGGAGCUACGAAACCACCUCCCCAGAACCACAAGUUGAAGUUGCGCUUCUUCGCAGCCAAUUCUUCCGCGGUCGGUGGUGGAGGACGCUCUUUUAGGGAUAGGGUCAUCGUCGUCGAUUCUUCGAAGGAAGAGGCAAGGUAAUUGCGGACACCAUCUUGCAAAACAGAUGUUGGGUUUCCCUGUUGAAUGGUGUCUUGGGUGACGACUACGGCUGGUUGGGCAACCGGAGUGGCGGGGACUACAAAUGCCGAAGCAGCGCUUGCGAGUAGUGCAAGGGAAAGGACAAAAUUUUUCAUCAUCGUGAUACUGGUUCCUCGAAGGUUGUUGGUACUAUGACUCCCUCGGUGUGCUGAACAAUGUAUUCGAAGUCGAGAGGCUUGUACUUUUAGGUUCAAUCCAGUUGGCGGUUCUCGUACCGGUACUAAGUUCUGUGUCAGUGCAAGCUGUGUUGUUUCUCGUGUCACCAGGUUCCUUCAAUGAUGUAAGUAACGUUAUCGUACGAGAAUCCUUUACUCACAACUGGGGUGAGCCAAUCAAAAACAAAAAUGACGUUGUUGCGAUCUUUCCGUUAUAUUCAUUGCAUAGUACCUUCAUACCCUACUAUCUAUAAUUUGAAAGACAGGUGUGGUUGUGGGUCCUGGGUCCUGGAUCCUGGAUCCUCUGGUGAGUCUUGGUAAGGUACCAGUUCUUAGUAGUACUAGUAGUAGUAGUAAGAACUGUUACCAUAAUUUUUA